This is a messenger RNA of Branchiostoma belcheri (Belcher's lancelet), 2040 nucleotides long. Its product is annotated as transmembrane channel-like protein 3. The annotation marks the transcript as partial. Gene Ontology annotation, molecular function: mechanosensitive monoatomic ion channel activity. The transcript is spliced from 17 exons. The record is from RefSeq and is a predicted model, not a curated record. Lineage: Eukaryota; Metazoa; Chordata; Leptocardii; Amphioxiformes; Branchiostomatidae. Gene Ontology annotation, cellular component: plasma membrane.
AUGCCUGUCCUGGUCCCGCUGAACGUGAAUGUCCGCUCGCUGGACCACCGACCGGCUCGCAAGUCCCACAUUUCCAUCCGGAGAUGCCAGCGGGAGAACCUGGACUACCUCCGACGGAACUUCAGCUCAUUGAGCAAUGUCAAGGACAGUGAUGACGUGUUAAAACCCGGCGCCAGUGACGAAGACGCGACAGAAGAGGAGAUUCUGGAGAACAUCCAGAGACAGAAGGAGAUCAUCGCAGCCAUCCGCAAACAGCCUUGGAGGAUGAAGAAGAAACUCAAGACACUCAAAGUUGCCCAGGACUAUCUUGAAAAGUACGAGGGGAAACUGUCCAAGAGCAGAGGGUACCAGGAGGCAACUGAAAGGGUUUGGAAGAAAAUUAGGAGAGAGCUCGCCAACUUUGCCACAUUCUUCAUCCCAUGGGACACCAGGAUAAAAACAAUAGAAAGUUACUUCGGAUCGGUGGUAGCGUCAUAUUUCAUUUUCCUGCGGUGGCUGUUCUGGAUAAACAUCGCCCUGUCCAUUUUGAUGCUGUCAUUUGUGGUUUUACCAGAGCUUCUGGUGGGUUUACCGUACGGCUCCUUACCGAGGAAGGCAGUACCGGAACCGGAAAUGCACCGCGCAGAGAACAUCGCGACUAUUUGGGAUUUUGGGGGCUACAUGAAGUUCUCAGUCCUGUUCUAUGGUUACUAUAGUAACCAGAAGUCCAUCGGCAGUGGGUACCAGUUACCGCUGGCGUACUUCCUGACCGGGAUCGGCAUCUUUGUCUACAGCUUCGCCGUCAUUCUCAGAAAGAUGGCGAAGAACUCCCGCAUGGCGAAGCUGUCUACCGAAGACGACCAGUUCACGUUCUGCUGGAAGGUGUUCUGUGGGUGGGACUACCUGAUCGGACAGUCGGACACCGCCGAUAACAAGUUUGCCGCCAUCUCCACUGGAAUCAGGGUCUCCAUGGUAGUGUCUAUCAUCACCAUGGUAUUCCCUGUGUUCUUCGACCUGAUUGGUCAGAUGGAGAAGUACCACCCCCGCGUCAUGCUGCAGUGGCAGCUGGCCCGGAUCAUGGUUCUGAACCUGGGGAACCUCUACACGCUCAUGAUCGCGCUCUUCAAGAAGGUCAACAACCUGAACGCCAGCUGGGCUCUGCAGAACGUGACGGCCUCAGGCAUGAUACAGGAGAUCCUGCAGCUAGACGAGCACAUGCUGGAGACCGCGAACGACACGCAGGUGGUGGACACCCUCACCAGGCUGGCGGGGAUCAAGGAGCAAUGCUGGGAAACCAUCGUGGGACAGGAGAUGUACAAGUUGUCGGUGUUUGACAUGAUCGCCACCCUGGUGACUACCAUCAUUGUGGACUUCCUCCGGGGGCUGUUUGUGAGGUUUGCUAACUACUGCUGGUGCUGGGACCUGGAGGCCAAGAUUCCGGGCUAUGGGGAAUUCGGGGUUGCAGAAAACGUGCUACACCUCAUCUACAACCAAGGAAUGAUCUGGAUGGGGGCGUUUUUCGCACCCUGCCUUCCUGUCCUGAACGUCCUGAAGUUGAUCGCCCUGAUGUACCUGCGGAGCUGGGCAGUCAUCAUGUGUAACACGCCUCACCAGCGGGUCUUCCGCGCCUCCAGGUCCAACAACUUCUACUUCGUCCUGCUGCUCAUCAUGCUGUUUCUCAGCAUGCUCCCAACGGGCUACGUCAUGGUGUCUAUAGAACCUUCCAGGAACUGUGGACCGUUUAGCGGCAGGCGGCGGAUGUUUGACAUCAUCCCGGACACGGUAAGGGAGCAGUUCCCGGCCUGGCUUACCACCGUCCUCAGCUACAUGAGCACUGCCGGGGUCAUCCUGCCCGUCUUCAUGCUUCUCGUAAUGGCGAUUUACUAUCUACAGUCGUUGGUUCGAUCGUACAAAGAGGCCAACAACGAUCUAAGGAUACAGCUACAAUACGAAAGGACGGAAGGAAAAAAGAAAGUUUACGAAAUGUCGGCGGCUAAGAACGACCAGAGUGACGGCUCGGGAUCCAGUCACGUCAGGUCAAGACACAAGGCCCAGGUCCCG